This is a messenger RNA of Theobroma cacao (cacao), 3819 nucleotides long. Its product is annotated as Disease resistance protein (TIR-NBS class). Gene Ontology annotation, biological process: recombinational repair; signal transduction. NCBI's taxonomy places the organism in Eukaryota, Viridiplantae, Streptophyta, Magnoliopsida, Malvales, Malvaceae. Gene Ontology annotation, molecular function: ATP hydrolysis activity. The record is from RefSeq and is a predicted model, not a curated record.
AGUUAGAGUGAGGGUGAGGCUCAUGCAUUGCCAUUCAUAAAACUCAUCUUAAGGGAUGGAAAAUAAAAGGAAAUGAUUCAUCAUUGAAUGAGAAAUAAUCAAUGUAAUAAAUGGCAAUUAUAAUACAAGUGUUGUUUGCUUAUAUGCAAUCGUGGUGAAAACCGGAGUAGGUUAGUUUUUACUAACCUUAAAGAGAAGAAGAGGCAGGAAGCCAACACCACCAGUGACCACCCACAGGAACAGUGACAAAAACAAAAACCCAUGUUCAAAUGUGAAUCCAAAUGCCGAAACCACAGUGGAUUUUGUUUUGUCAGCCAAGAAAGAAAAAAGAAGACCUUUUUUCUUUUUCACAGCUAUAAAAGGGCAAGAGGCAGUGCCACAGUGGAGCCUACCAACCCAUACCUCGUCAGAUCCGUCCUUUUGGGUCCCGCUCUUUUUCCUCUUCUUCAACGGUGCUUCUGCUUCUGUUAGACAAAAAGAAGAAAAAACUAUAGACAUAGACAUAGAAAGAGAAAAUCUUUUUUAUGGACUUUGUGCUUUCAAAAGAGAAGGGAGACAGAACAAGGGUUGAGUUUUAGUUGGACAAAGAAAGCAAAGAAGGGGCGGGGGCACUUUUUGUGUGAAGCCAUACUUUGUUAAUCUGAAGCUGCCUGAGUGGCUUCUCAUACCUUGAUUCCAUUUAUGGGAUUUGAUAGCUACCGGAGAGGGUAAGCAUUGUAAAUAUGGAUCUCAGAGAAGAUAGCGGCAGGUUGGGGUCGCUACCAGCGACAACCUCUAGAAAUAUGUCAUCAUCGUCGUCAGCAUUCUUUUCUGCGAAUCAAUCACCGUUCUUCUCUCCAAGAUCAUCAACGUGUCAAUUGUCUGAAUCGACAAGGUCUGAUGCUCAAUGUGACAGUAUUAAUUGUAGCGCUGAUCCUCCUAGUUCCAGUUCUGGAAUUCGGGAUCCCGAAUGCCUUGAAGAUGUCAGAUUUGGCCUGCCAGACAUGUCAUUAACACCGGCUGCUUGUAUUUCAAGUGACUUCCAGAAAUUUGACCACGUUUUAUCCACAACUCUUGUCUCUAAUGGAACCAUAUCUAGUUAUGGCCAUGUGGGUGACAGUGUUUAUUCUGCCCUUGUAGAGAAGCACAGAAAGCAUGUGAGAAGCCAGGAUAUGUCAUUUUCCCCUGUUCCGAUAUCAUUAUCUUCUAACAGACACAGAAGCUAUGACGUUUUCAUAGGUUUGCAUGGUCGUAAACCUUCUUUACUGAGGUUUGCAAAUUGGCUCCGUGCUGAGUUGGAAGUUCAGGGAAUGAGUUGCUUUGUAUCUGAUAGAGCUCGAUUUAGGAACACUCGUAAGCAUGGACUUAUUGAGAGGGCAAUGGAUGUUUCUUCCUUUGGUGUUGUAAUUCUAACAAGGAAGUCUUUCAGGAAUCCAUAUACUAUUGAGGAGCUUAGAUUUUUUUCGAGCAAGAAAAAUUUGGUCCCAAUCUACUUUGAUUUGAAUCCUGCUGAUUGUCUUGUCCGGGAUAUAGUUGAGAAGAGAGGAGAGCUUUGGGAAAAACAUGGGGGUGAAUUAUGGGUUUUGUAUGGAGGGUUGGAAAAGGAGUGGAAGGAAGCUGUUAAUGGCCUCUUUCGAGUGGAUGAAUGGAAACUGGAAGCUCAGGAUGGUAGUUGGAGAGACUGCAUAUUAAGGGCUGUUACCCAUUUGGCAAUGAAAUUAGGAAGACGAAGUGUUGUAGAACGAUUGGCCAAGUGGAGAGAAAAGGUAGACAAAGAGGAAUUCCCAUUUCCUCGAAAUGAGAAUUUUAUUGGCAGGAAGAAAGAAUUGUCAGAGCUAGAAUUUAUACUUUUUGGUGACAUUAGUGGAGAAUCAGAAAGAGAUUAUUUUGAGCUCAAAGCUAGAUCAAAGAGAAAGAAUUUAACAAUUGGCUGGAGUAAGGGCAGUUCAGUGGAGGAAAGGUGCAGGGAAAGACAGUGGGAGAGUGGCAGCCGGAAGGGUAAAGAACCCGUCAUUUGGAAGGAGUCAGAAAAGGAGAUUGAGAUGCAAAGCACUGAAAGGCAGCACUAUCAAAGACCAAGAGGUGGUGGACGGAAUUCACGGAGAAAGAGAUCAGCAAAAAUUGUAUAUGGGAAGGGCAUUGCCUGCAUAACAGGGGACUCAGGAAUUGGGAAGACAGAGCUUCUUCUGGAGUUUGCCUACAGAUAUCACCAGAGGUAUAAGAUGGUUCUAUGGAUAGGAGGAGAAAGCAGGUAUAUUAGGCAGAAUUAUCUAAACCUCUGGUCAUUUUUAGAGGUAGAUGUAGGGGUUGAAAAUUGCAUAGAAAAAUGUAGGAUGAAAAGCUUUGAAGAGCAGGAAGAGGCUGCCAUUGCUAGAGUCCGGAAAGAGCUUAUGAGAAACAUACCUUUUCUGGUGGUGAUUGAUAAUUUAGAGAGUGAAAAGGAUUGGUGGGAUCGCAAGCUUGUAAUGGAUCUUCUUCCCCGUUUUGGCGGAGAGACCCACAUUCUGAUAUCUACUCGCCUGCCACAUAUGAUGAAUUUAGAGCCUUUAAAACUCUCAUACUUGUCUGGAGUAGAGGCAAUGUCAUUAAUGCAGGGAAGUGUCAAAGACUACCCUAUUGCAGAGAUUGAUGUGCUCAGGGUAAUUGAGGAGAAAGUUGGAAGGCUAACUGUGGGCCUUGCAAUUGUAGGCGCAAUCCUAUCUGAGCUACCCAUAAAUCCAAGCAGGCUAUUGGAUACCAUCAACAGGAUGCCCUUGAGAGACUUUUCAUGGAGUGGUAGGGAAGCUCAUUCGUUGAGGAAAAACAGUUUCCUCCUGCAACUCUUUGAGGUAUGUUUUUCAAUUUUUGAUCAUGCAGACGGACCAAGGAGCUUAGCAACAAGAAUGGUGCAGGUGUGUGGUUGGUUUGCACCUGCUGCCGUUCCAGUUUCCCUGUUAGCCUUAGCUGCUCACAAGGUACCUGAGAAACAUAAAGGAGCCCACUUCUGGAGAAAAUUAUUACGUUCCUUGACUUGUGGGUUUUCUUCAUCAUACUCCAAGAGAUCUGAAGCAGAAGCAUCCUCCAUGUUGUUGAGAUUUAACAUUGCAAGAAGUAGUACCAAGCAAGGUUAUGUCCAUUUCAAUGAGCUCAUCAAGGUUUACUCUCGGAAGAGAGGAGUUACCGGAGUUGCACAUACCAUGGUUCAGGCUGUCAUUAGUCGUGGGUCACUAUUCGAUCACCCAGAACAUAUAUGGGCAGCAUGUUUCUUGUUAUUUGGAUUUGGCAAUGAUCCUACAGUUGUUGAGCUCAAGGUGUCAGAACUGUUAUACCUUGUCAAAGAAGUGGUUUUGCCUCUUGCAAUUCGGACAUUCAUUACAUUCUCUAGGUGCAGUGCUGCUCUUGAACUCCUCCGCCUAUGCACCAAUGCUUUGGAGGCAGCAGACCAAGCAUUUGUUACCCCAGUUGAGAAGUGGUUGGACAAAUCACUUUGUUGGAGGCCCAUCCAAACUAAUGCUCAGUUGAAUCCAUGUCUUUGGCAGGAGUUGGCAUUAUCAAGAGCCACUGUGCUAGAAACCAGGUCCAAGUUAAUGCUAAGAGGGGGGCAAUUUGACAUAGGAGAUGACCUAAUUAGGAAAGCUAUUUUUAUUAGAACUUCAAUUUUUGGUGAGGAUCAUCCAGAUACCAUAUCUGCUCGUGAAACUCUAAGCAAACUCACCCGUCUUCUUGCAAAUGUUCAAACUCAUACUUCACCAUAGAUUCUAUAUUUCUUGUUAGAAAAUUUUGCAUUAGAUUAUACAAAGUUUACAAAUAAAACUCCUGUAAACAAUUCAGAGAAAUUUUUUAUACCAGUUUAACUUUGAA